AUGACUGCUUCAGCUCAAGCAUUUACACGCGCAUUGCCAACAACCAAUGACCAGAACAGCGAUGCAACACUUUCUUCUAUGAUGGCUCUGCAGCAAGAUAUGUCCGGUCCUCUCGCGCAGGAAAUCAUUAGCAUGGACGGGACGUCGCAGCCGUCUCAUGGCGGUCGGAAACGCUCUAUCUCGUUCCCGGACUAUCACGCACACCCACGUGUUCUCCAGCCAUUCAAUACGGACACAAUUCGCAUCUUGUUGCUGGAGAACGUGAGUCAGGGUGCCGUGAGUAUGUUGCGCGAGCAGGGUUUCCAGGUCGACUUCAACACAGGUGCUUGGUCCGAAGACGAACUGGGUGGAAAAAAUCGGCAAUAUCACGCGAUUGGUAUCCGCUCGAAGACACGUCUCCCCAAGUGUGCGUUUUAA
Malassezia globosa CBS 7966 is the source of this 417-nucleotide messenger RNA. RefSeq lists its product as uncharacterized. The transcript has a single exon. The record is from RefSeq and is a predicted model, not a curated record. Bases 1 to 417 code for a protein of 138 amino acids. Lineage: Eukaryota; Fungi; Basidiomycota; Malasseziomycetes; Malasseziales; Malasseziaceae.